This is a messenger RNA of Anopheles coluzzii, 3836 nucleotides long. RefSeq lists its product as uncharacterized. Bases 268 to 1818 code for a protein of 516 amino acids. The record is from RefSeq and is a predicted model, not a curated record. Gene Ontology annotation, molecular function: protein binding. The transcript is spliced from 6 exons. NCBI's taxonomy places the organism in Eukaryota, Metazoa, Arthropoda, Insecta, Diptera, Culicidae.
CUCUUUGGCCGCUGUGGUCAGAAAUCGAUGAACGUUUGUACGCCAAGCGCACAAACACACCGGCGAUCGGCGAGAUCGCCAACUCAGUCGAUCGUGAGUUUUUGCGCGCAUAAGAUCAGACUGCAAGCGCUACGCACAGGAAGCAAAAGUGAAUUGCCAGUGAUUUGCAGUACCAUUCCCCAAUCGCAAACGCAUCCAGCGAUCGGGACCAUUAGUUGAUGUUUUUUGCAAAGUGUAACGCUACAGCAGUAACGCUACACACCCACGAUGACGAAAGCUGUAAACGCCGGCUGGAAGCUGGACAGUGAUGAUAAAGCGUGCUACAUCGAGGUGGACGAGAAUGAGAACGAAACCGUCGACCGGUCGGACGAGAACGAUUCCAACAAUGACGACCCGGACCAUUGCUGGACGCAGUGGAGUAAUUUACCGGAUCACAUCCUCGAGCGCAUCUUCUCCCAUCUCACCAUCAAGGAGCGGUACUACGCGAGCCUGACCUGUUCCGGUUGGUAUCGCGCGUUCUAUCUGCCCCACGUGUGGUCUAACUUUCUGGUCGAGGACGCGACGCUCGGCCGGAUGCGGUACAACUACUACUCCGGCUGGCAGCCCGUGCUCGAUCACGCCCGCCUCCAGAGCUGCCUGCUGUCCGUCGGUCACCUCAUACGCGGGCUCGACUUCCGGCCGCAGGUAAGCUUCAACAACAUGUUCCAGUUCAUGUCGCUCAUCUCGUGGGCGAUGGAGCAGAACGCCCGGACGGCCGGGUGUCCGCGCGAGUGGGUCGGCUGCGGUUCGCGCAUCCGCUCGCUCAAUUACCUGUUCCCGUGCAAUAUGGCCAUGAGCGAGGAUCCGGAGUCAAUCAAGCUGUUCGGUACGGGCGGUCAGCUGCUGGCCGCACUCAAGCGGCUGAUGCUCUGCCUCACCAACCUGCACUCCCUGUCGCUGGUCGACCUCUUCCUCGAGCGGUACGAGGCGAACCAUCUGCUGGACGAGGUGCUCGAGUCGUGCUGUCUGGUGCUGCGCCGGCUCUGCCUCGUCAACGUGACCAACGUGCACUGUCCCAUCAUGCACAUCGGACUGUUUCUCAAUCUACAGGUGCUGGUCGUUUCACCGCAGAACAUUGACGACGACGUGCUGAUGCUGCUGGCCGACUCCAAGGUGAAGCAUCUCACCCUGCUCCAGAACCGCUACACACCGCCCGCCCUCGCCAUCAGCCCGUGCUCGGCCAAGGCAUGGCUGACGGUGCGGCAGGAUAACCCGAAGCUGCGCGUCCACCUGUGCGUCGAGUCCACCACCAACGCGGUGGUCCUGCUGCAGCCCGAAGCGCCCGUCGCUAGCAUGAUUUAUCAGACGCCCAAAACAAUGAUUACUUCGGACCAGCUGGUGGCGGCCGUCGAUGCCUACAAGUACACGCUGACCGUUUACGGGCACGAGCAGCUGCCCGCGACCACGGCCGAAGCGGUCGGCGACGGCGAGUUCCAGGAGCGCCCGGAUAGUUUGCUCCUGCUGCUGGCCCGCUCCUGUCCCGGUUUGAACGCGCUGAUGGUGCGGGAGUGCAUCUCAACGGCCACGAUCCUGCUGAUUGCCACAUCGGCACAAAACCUGCGCCAUCUCUACAUCAACCGGGCCCAGGUUCGGUUGGGCUGCGAUUGGCCCCGCAGCCCCGACUGGACGGACGAGUUCUACGGCUGGCUGCAGUCGACGGCGGCGUCGAUCGAAGCGACCGAACAGGAAGUGUCCCGCAUACUGGACCACCCCUACUGGCAUCUGCUGUCCGAGGAGCAGUUCCAGAUGGCGUCACUAACGCGACAUGUAGCCGUUUGAGUGUUUCCACUCCCUUUUUUUUUGUACUCCGACCUCGUCUGUUUCUCUUUGCUGCGGAAGUUGAGAAGCAAAAGUAUACGGGUGCUGGACACCGGAUUACAUCCUUCAUAUAUCCCACCGAUCCAUGAAGAAUAACGCCGGGCGAUAGGGUGGAAUGGAAAGAAUCGACGAAAGCUCACGCUCACUCCCGCUGUGCCAAGUUCACCAAUGCCCCGUGGGCACACACCAAUGGGAGUGAAAGAGUUUUUAAUUAAGCAAAAAUAAUUGAACAAUUUUUCUUCCAUCACGGAGAGAAGAAGGCAGGCAACGGGAGAGAGAGAGAGAGAAAGUGAGGGAAAUUAUUUUAUCAGCAUGGCAUAAUUAUGCUGCUAAACUUUCCGCCAAGUACCAGAAGCGAAGGUCCCGACAUAAGACCUUUUCCUUCCGCUCAUUGCCAUUAAAAUGGCUUCGGAUGUGUCCUGCAGAGAGAAGAUUUUUUUUUUUAAAUAUUUUUUACCAACUACCAUCGGUCAAGCGUGCAGCGGCGCACUGUCGAUGAGGGGGGGGGGGGGAGGUGAAACAUUCUCCAAACAAACACACUCACACGCCAACUGCAAAUGUCAAAGGUUGAUGGUAAAUUAAACUCAACUUUUCCAUCGCCCGGCUUCAUUAUUCACGAGACACUUUUCGCCACCUGCCGGCCUGCUGGGGACGGGAAACGAUACAAGUCGCUUGACGAAUAUGCAACACAAGGUGCAAUGAAAAAUGCAUCCAUGUCAGCAAACUUUUCGACCAAACAUCCAUCCAUCACGCAGAGAAAAAGUGAGAGAGGGAGAGAGUUGAUGAUUCGUUAGAGCCGAGAGUGACCGAAAGCGUAGAGCAUACGACAUUGGUUGCCGAGGGCGUGGGCUGUCGGGAUGCAGAACUGGGAACUACUUUUUCGCCAAAAACUCACACACAGGCACCGGCACAAAACGGGAAAGAUAUUCGGUUUGCGGGAAAAACUUUAACAGGGAAAAUUCGUCAGCAGUCGAGUCAGCACGCCUCAGCAGGAUAAGGGUAGGGGGGGGGGGGGGAGAGGGGAACUAAUUGCUAACUAUUCAAUAAAAUUUUCCUAUCAACAAACACACGGCGGCAGCUAGGGGUUGUGAUUGUUGAGAAGAAACUUUCCAACCCAAGCGAUGAGAAAAGACUGCAUGCUGAUGGUGAUGGCGAUGAUGAUGGAGUUUUCUUUGGAGCACAACCAUAAUAAAUGAGUUGCGGAAGAACAGCGGGAAGAAAAUAAUUUUAAAAGAAGAAAAAUUUUAUAGGUCAUUUGACAAACAAGCGUUAAAGAGUUUUCAGUUGCUUUUCAUUUCAAUUUUAUUAACAGCUCAUUAAAGUGACGCUUGCUGACAUUGGAACGUUAUUCGAUGUGUCGCGCAGCGUCGACUUUUGAACGGAGGGGGGUUUUAGUUGAAUCAAGUUUCAUCAAAAGCUUUAUGAAAUAGUCAUUAGUUUUGCUAUAAUCAAGUUGGAAUGUUGAACUUUUUUUUGGACAGAAUGUUUAACGCUUUGAUCGCAUGGUGAAACGAGUGGGACAUUUUGCUGAUUUGUACCCCAAAUUGCCUAUUGAACUGUACCUCACUCCAUCACCAUUCCUAGUUGAAGGGGAAUGUCCUUACGAUUUAAACAGUUCUGCCCAAAAGCUAUAGGAAGCUUUGAAUUAUUAUUUUAUGAAGAAUUGUUUGGUUUAAGCUCCUGAUAUUAUAAUGCUAGUCGUAUUGUCACUAUUACACAAAUUAUGCAAAAACUUUUUGAAAUGUUACUUGUUAAUUAUUUAAAAGGCUUAGAAUUGUAAAUAAAAGUAGUGUUAAGAAUGGUACAGGUGAACCUCGAGAUACACGGUACCUUUUAUACGCGGAUUCGGAGAUACGCGGUUUUCUCAAUUUGACAGUUCUUUGAGCAAAUUGUACUGGUUUGAGUCAUCAAUUAUUAAAUGCAAAUAAAUAAAUUUGCAAAUAAAUAAAUUAAAUAAAUUUUCUUCUGGUUGAACUUGA